Messenger RNA from Candidula unifasciata, 344 nucleotides. The record is from the annotation of a GenBank genome assembly. Lineage: Eukaryota; Metazoa; Mollusca; Gastropoda; Stylommatophora; Geomitridae.
AUGUUUGAAAGUAUCACCCCGCUGAGAAUGUGGAUCGCCGUAUCUGUUGGACUUGGAGCCGUUGCUAUAGCUCUGAUGGCUGUUGUGAUCCGUUUGAAAAUCUCAGAGUCGAAUUGUGAGGCAGGGAAUGCAUUUUGGAGAUCUCAACCCUUCUUCAGGACCAAAGAGGAGCAGGCGGAAGUCGAGAAGCAGUUCCCAGCUUUGAAUGUUAACAACGCCUGCUGCGUGUCAUCAACUAAACAAGAAAUGAUACAUUCAGCCUUGACGAUAAACAACAUAAAUGUAACUGUUCUUCAAAAUAUUAACUCCUCACAGUUCCAGUAUUUUCCGAUUGAGACUUGCCG